GAAGGCUGUCUCAAUACCUUCCCUCCAAAAAUGCUAAGGAAUAAUUUAGGCAACCAUUCAGACUCUGAAAAUGGCUCGGUCUUUUCACAGACUGAACACAAUAUUGUUGCAACUUACUUGAUUAUGGCAGGUAUGAUAAGUAUCCUCAGCAACGUAAUAGUUCUGGGUAUCUUCAUUAAGUACAAGGAACUUCGGACACCCACAAAUGCAAUUAUCAUUAACCUGGCUGUUACCGAUAUAGGGGUCAGUAGCAUUGGCUAUCCCAUGUCUGCUGCUUCAGAUCUGCAUGGAAGUUGGAAAUUUGGACAUGCAGGAUGUCAGAUUUAUGCUGGAUUGAAUAUCUUUUUUGGAAUGGCAAGCAUUGGAUUACUCACAGUCGUGGCCGUGGAUCGAUACCUGACAGUUUGCCCCGCUGACGCAGGUAGAAGAAUGACCACCCACACUUACGUCGGCAUGAUUCUAGGGGCCUGGACCAAUGGGCUCUUUUGGGCUUUGAUGCCUAUCAUCGGGUGGGCCAGUUAUGCCCCAGAUCCCACUGGGGCCACCUGUACCAUAAACUGGCGGGAAAAUGAUCUAUCUUUUGUUUCUUUCACGAUGACAGUUAUUGCAAUAAAUUUUAUUGUGCCUUUGACCGUGAUGUUUUAUUGCUAUUACCAUGUCACUCGAUCCAUUAAAUGUCACACUACUAGUAAAUGCACUGAGUACCUCAACAGAGAUUGGUCAGAUCAGGUAGAUGUAACAAAGAUGUCUGUGAUAAUGAUAUUCAUGUUCCUGGUGGCGUGGUCCCCGUAUUCGAUCGUGUGCCUCUGGGCUUCUUUUGGUGACCCAAAGAAGAUUCCUCCCUCAAUGGCCAUCAUCGCUCCACUGUUUGCAAAAUCUUCUACAUUCUACAACCCCUGUAUUUACGUGGUUGCUCAUAAAAAGUUCUUCCCAUAUGGGGGAAAGAUGGUCACAAGCGACCCCAAACCCACAUUCUACCAGCUAAGCAGCCCCGAAUUCGAGUUCCAUCUCAGAGGGCUCUCUGGCAGAAAAGCUGCUGGAAGGUUGCUGGCAGGCUCAGCUUAG
Messenger RNA from Miniopterus natalensis, 1065 nucleotides. NCBI's taxonomy places the organism in Eukaryota, Metazoa, Chordata, Mammalia, Chiroptera, Miniopteridae. The record is from RefSeq and is a predicted model, not a curated record.